GGUAUGGAAUGGAUGAGGCACCAAAUUGUAGAUGGUACGAGAUGGAAAAGCAUGAAAUAUAUUGCUUAAUUGAAAAUGUUGAAAUAAGUAGCAAUUCUUUAAGUAGCGAAUUAACUAAUAGCGAAAUAAGCAAUCUUCAAUGGAAGACUCUUCAACAGAUAAUAAUGAAGAUGACAAUGAUGCAUUUUUCUUUCCAUUAAUAAAGUAUUUAACUUCUGGACAUAAAAGACAAAAAGUGAAAAAUUAUUUAGAAAUUGUAGCAUCAUGGACAAAUUCGGAAUUUAAAGAGCAUUUGAGAUUAUCAAGAAGAGCAACCUAUAAACUAAUUGAUGAACUUCAACAAUCUCCAUAUAUUCCAAAUCAUUCAUUUGGAAUGAAACCAAUCUCAGCAGAAUUAAGUUUCAUAAUAUUUUUAUGGUUUUUAUCCAAUACAGAGCCAUUAAGAACUAUUGCAGAUCGCUUUGAUAUUUCUAUAUCUUCUGUAUUCCGAGUGAUUCAGCGUGUACUAUCUUGGAUUUUAACCAAAAUAAAUAUCAUUAAAUGGCCACAAGGUAACGAAAUCGAAACUAUAUGUGAUCAAUUUUUUUUAAAAAGAGGAAUUUCAAAAGUGUUGGGAGCAAUUGAUUGCACCCAUAUAUGUAUCAAAAAACCUACUGAAAAUGAAAGUGAUUAUUAUAAUCGGAAAAAAUUUUUUUCUAUAAACUUACAAGCCGUGGUUGAUCCUCAAAUGUGAUUCACAAAUAUAUAUUGUGGCGAACCGGGAUCUUUACAUGACGCUCGCGUUUUAAGAAGAUCUCCUCUUUAUAAUACAGCAAAUGAUAAUAGGGAAAUGUUAUUUCCUGAAAAUACUUUUAUAAUUGGUGAUUCAGCAUACCCAUCAUUACCAUGGCUUGUGCCACCAUUUCGCGACAAUGGACACUUAACACCGCAGGAAAAAGAAUUUAAUACUAUGCUAUCAUCAACAAGAAUAAAAGUUGAGCAAACAUUUGCUUAUUUAAAAGGAAGAUUCCGUCGAUUAAAAUUUUUUACGGAAUAUAAACAUAUUAAUUUUGUGACUGAUAUU
Messenger RNA from Trachymyrmex cornetzi, 1063 nucleotides. RefSeq names its product putative nuclease HARBI1. Lineage: Eukaryota; Metazoa; Arthropoda; Insecta; Hymenoptera; Formicidae. The transcript is spliced from 3 exons. The coding region runs from base 140 to 733 and encodes 197 amino acids. The record is from RefSeq and is a predicted model, not a curated record.